This is a messenger RNA of Aspergillus fijiensis CBS 313.89, 2154 nucleotides long. RefSeq lists its product as uncharacterized. Lineage: Eukaryota; Fungi; Ascomycota; Eurotiomycetes; Eurotiales; Aspergillaceae. The transcript has 3 exons. The record is from RefSeq and is a predicted model, not a curated record. Bases 1 to 2154 code for a protein of 717 amino acids.
AUGCCUCUCACGCAAGGAACAUUCGACUUUCUCUUUCACCAUGUCGUUCUACCCCCAAAGCUACCACAGGAGCAUGGAGUGCCUCAAGAGAGGGAACUGCACGAGUAUGUUCUGGCAGUUCUCCAGGACUACCUCAGCAAGAGCCCGUCGGAAUCCAGAGCGGGGUUGAAUCUCACUCAUGGGAUGCUGCAGAACUGGCUGGAGAUCCAGAAACCAGCUGGGCCCUGCGAACAAGCUCUAGCGCAGAAGCUAUCCGACCUUCGACUCGAUGGCGCCAUCGCUCUCUAUAUUCGCGCCCAAAAUUGCGGUUGGAUAGGAUUCCAUGAUACAACGCAGAAAAAAGUCAUCUUCGAUGCUUUUGAGGCAUCACCGCUUGCGAAGGAUGUGCUGUCUGCCCAAGGGAGCCUACUUCGCCGUUUCCCCGGACAGAGUGUGGCUAUACCCAGCGACAGGCUGAGCGAGGCGACGUUCUGUUCCUGGCUGGCAAGGGACCUGACAAGGCUUUCCACUGAGGUUGUGGACGAGAUGAGUCCAACUUCUACGAAGGCCGGUAGAACGCUGCCAGAGGAGAGAGAUACUGCACAUCCUGGUCUGGUUACUGAGUGUCUGAUGACCCAACUUCUAGCUUUCGGCAAACGAAACAAGUGGCCGUCAUUCGAGAAGCAUAUGCAUGAUGAGACGAUUCUUCGUCGCGCCUUCCCCGAGGACGAGGGGCAAUUGCAGUUCAAAAAUUUGAUGCUCUACCUCGUUGCAAGGCUCGGACUCCAGGCCACAAACAUGCGUCCAACCGUCUCUGCCGACCAACUGGAGAUAAUUCGCAUGAAGAUCGCUCGUCGGACCUGUAAGUUGCAGAGUGCCGCCUACGAGUUCGUUGCGAAGCAGGCUCACUCCACUGUGAGGGUAAUCCUGAAAGCUCUGCAAGAUAUACAGGCCACUAUCCGCAAGUCCGAUCGAGUCGUUGUACCACAAGCAUUUCAACACACCUCAAAAGACCUUCAAAUGUCUCUCAAAAACUGUUCGGAGUAUCUCCGAAAUGCGAUGACACGAGCGCCCAGCCAAGUACAAACAUCCCAGUUCAGUCGCACCUAUCCCGCUCGAGAACCGCGUAACGCACAUGGACUUCCUACAGUUCAGGAGGACAAUCUGCUCACCAUAUUCGAUUGCGAACGCUGGGUAGAAAAUGAGCUCGGUGGCUGGACGAAUAUCUUGACACCAUCAGAGAGUCUCAGCUCCGCCCUAGCCUCGCUGUUCGGAGACUAUUAUGGGCGUGCGCGUGCGAUCUACGCUGACAAUCCGGAAGCCGUGUCAAUAAUGGUACUGACCGUGCUGGAACUGUGGAUGGCGCUCGAUCAAAUGUGCGUCAGACUUUGCCCGCUUCUGGCAGACUACUCUCCAGAGAUACCGACGAAUUUCCUCGAGCCACUGCUCUUAUCACAACGUUCGCAAAUGGAGAGGGCAUACAAAGUCGAGGACUACAUUCAAAAAAGACACAGAGAUGCAGGUCGAUACCCUAGUAUUCUCCAGGAUCUGAUGCCUCAAUGCUUUGGGGCGCGCUACUCUGAUGCUUCUCAAAAGCACCAGCAGCUGCGGUUACGGAUCGAAGAGCACGCUCGACGUCAGGUCGAGAAAAAAAGGGACGAAUGGUCGGAAAAGUCGGUGAAACACAGCAAUCUGCUUAGAGAAGCCGGGAGACUCGGGUGCGAAUUCUAUUGGUCCUACGAUGGUUAUCGAAGACACAGUAUCAGUUGCAAAAAAUGUUCACUGGAAAGGCAAGCCGCUGGUAUAACUAUCAACAUCCAUGAAAGGCCGCUCCCCGAGAAUGAAACCACUAUGAAAGCUGUGGUCUUCGAGAUAGACUGCCCUCGCUGGCUCGCCGCAUGGCGUGACAUAACGUGGAAAAUGACACAAGAUCUUGGUAGAUCCGGGUUCAGCGCAGGGGUAGCUGUGGAGGAAGAUAUUCUCCGAUACAGCGAAACACGACCCUUUGUCACAGACUUGGGUCAACGCCUGACCAUAGGCUCUACUGCAAAGUCAUUUCUACGCACACACUACAACGGGAGAAGCUUUUCCGUGAGAUUUGACGAAGUAGCACUGCCAAACGGGCUUCGGUUCAAGCUGUUAGACAAAGAUUCGCGUAUCUGGAUCACCGACUAA